Messenger RNA from Orbicella faveolata, 3193 nucleotides. Its product is annotated as U3 small nucleolar RNA-associated protein 25 homolog. Gene Ontology annotation, molecular function: U3 snoRNA binding; rRNA binding. Gene Ontology annotation, cellular component: nucleolus; small-subunit processome. NCBI's taxonomy places the organism in Eukaryota, Metazoa, Cnidaria, Anthozoa, Scleractinia, Merulinidae. The record is from RefSeq and is a predicted model, not a curated record. Gene Ontology annotation, biological process: maturation of SSU-rRNA from tricistronic rRNA transcript (SSU-rRNA, 5.8S rRNA, LSU-rRNA).
CAGAGAUGCACGAAUUGUUUUACGAAGUUUACCGAAGAAAUCCGAUGAUUCUCGGUCACCCUAGUACCCAGUCUUAAUCUGUUCAACAUUCAAGAUGGCGAAAGGCAAGAGAGGGAAUGGAAGAAGACAGCACGAUCGAACGAAGAAAAACGGUAAAAAACCAUCAAAAGGUCAAAAGCGGUAUCUUAAAGAAUAUGGAAAAGGGCAUCCUGUGGAUACAGAACACGGGAAAAAGGUGAAGAGACCAAGGCAAGAAUUCAAUAGAGCUCAGAAUCAUGAAUCAGAGAGUUCAGAUAGUGAACAGGAGAUUGCUAAUCCAUACUUAGAGUUGGUGAACACAUUAGGCAUCAAUUGUAGAUUAUACACAGACGAGUUAAAAGAGAAAUGGAAAGGGAAUGAGAGUGAAGGAGAUGAAGAUGAAGAAGAAAUGGAACAAGUUGAAAGUGAGGAAGAAGUUGCAGAAGUUAGAAAGCAUGUUAAUGGUGACAUAGCAUCGACAGAACCAGAGGGAUUUCAGAAUGAAGGAGAAGAACAAAAUAGUGAUACUGGCUUUGACACAGUUCAAAAACGUUACACCACUAAAGCUGAUAGUAAUGACAGAAAUGAUGAUAACGAUGAUGAUGAGGACGGGGAUGAUGACAGUGAUAAGGAUGACGAUUUUGGUGACAGUGAUGAGCAAACUGAAAAUAUUGACGAUGAUUAUAGAAAAGAAAAUGUGGUAAAUGAAGAAAGUGAUGAUGAUGACGAUGAUGACGAAAAGGAGGAUGAUGAUAAUGGAAGUGACAAGGAACAUGGCAAAGGAAAAACUUUAACAGGAUCUAGAGAUCCAUUUACUGUUCAUUUUGAGCAAGACCUCGACGAAAGUGUUGAGAAGUCUCUUGGCAAUCUCAGAACAUGGCAGCAGAAAACAAGAAAAAUUCCUUCAUUUGGUAGCGUAACUGAGAUAGUUCCAUCUGCUGAGGAUUUACCCACUGUAGAUAUAAACAUUGAGAAGGAAGCAACAUUUUCUGAUUUGAAGGUAGAAGCAAGACUUGCUCAAAAAUGGCAGGCCAUCAAUAAAUUACCUGCCUCUGAAGGUGUGUUCACUCCUCUUCAGCGGGAUCUCUUUCAUAAGAUCAACUCAUAUCAGGAUGUAUUUUAUUCCAACCGAACGUUCCAAAAUGGUGAUGAAAUAAGAAGGCUUUAUUGUCUUCAUGCUGUCAAUCACAUUUUGAAGACACGUUCCACAGUGAUAAAGAACACAGCUGCAAUUGUUCAAUCUUGGAAAGACAAGAAAGACAUUGGUGAACAACGUGAUCAAGGACUAACAAGGCCAAAGAUAGUGAUUUUGGUUCCAUUCAGAGAUGCAGCAUUAAAAGUGGUUGAAGUGUUGAUGCAAUUGAUCUGCCCAGGAGAAGAGGGCCAAGUUAUGAACAAGAAACGCUUCUAUGAUGAGUUCACUGAAAAUGAUGAUGGUGACAGUUCUAAAGACUUUGGGUCUGAGGACUUUAAACAGAUGUUUGCAGGAAACAUUGAUGAUUGUUUCAGGCUGGGAAUUUCUGUCAUGAGAAAAUCCAUGAAACUUUAUGCAAAGUUUAACUCUUCAGACAUCAUUAUUGCUUCACCCCUUGGUUUGAGGACAAUCAUAGGAAAUCAGGGAGAGAAGUCCUAUGAGUAUGAUUUUCUUUCGUCAAUUGAAGUUGUCAUUAUGGACCAAACAGAUGUCUUCCUGAUGCAAAACUGGGAACAUGUUCUGCACAUUUUCGAUCACCUUCAUAAGCAACCUAAAGAUUCUCAUGAUGUGGACUUUUCUCGUGUCAGAAUGUGGUGCCUGAAUGGAUGGUCUAAAUAUUACAGGCAGACUCUAAUAUUCAGUAGUUUUGUAUCACCUGAAAUGAAUUCACUCUUUAACAGGCACUGUUACAAUUUUGCUGGAAAAGUGAAAAUUUCUUUGUCAGACAUACCAGGUUCGAUUUGCCAAGUAGCAGUGCAGGUUCCUCAGGCUUUCCAUCGUUUUGACUGCUCCAAUUUUUCUGAAGCAGCUGACAAAAGAUUCCAUACCUUCAUUAAUGAGAUUUUACCAGAGUUCAAAGGUUCUCUAAUGGGUUACACAGCCAUUUUUGUCCCAUCUUACUUUGACUUUGUGCGGCUGAGAAAUUACUUCAAACGGGAGGCCAUAGAGUGUGCGCAGAUUUCAGAGUACUCGCAACAGAAGGAGAUACAGAGGGCUCGUACAUAUUUCCAGCAAGGACAACGACCGUUUCUUUUGUUUACAGAAAGAUUUUACUUUUUCUUUAGGUAUCGAAUCCGAGGGAUUAAGAACAUCAUAUUCUAUGAACUCCCACAUUACUCCACCUUCUACACUGAGAUUCUGAACUAUAUGGACACAAGAAAGAGUCGUUCAGACUCGCAAAUCAAUCCAGUGACUUGCACUGUCUUGUACACAAAGUCUAAUGCGCUAUGUUUAGCCAGAGUGGUGGGCACACAGCGCUGCCGUCACAUGAUAUCUUCCGAUAAGCAGGUGUACAUGCUAGUUACUGGUGGCGACGAGGACACGUGAAUGGUUAUGGUAUUCUUGUACACGCACUGUGUAAAGAAUAUACCUUGCAGUCUAGCGAAGCCCUGAAUACAGUAGCUGUCAGCUUUGGGUAUUGAAAUGGCAGUAGUUGCUCUUGCCAAGCCCAAGCCCAAAGCCAAAGCCAAGAGGCCAUGUGCUGAAAUCAUUCCCUGCUGAGCAGACCGCCGAGACUCAAUAUUGAUGGCAUGAUUCUACAGAGAUCCACGUCUCCCUUGGGUUGUUUCUUAUGUGUGAACAAUCAAGCUCAAACCAACAAUUAAGCCACAGUACACUGAUCUCGUUAGGCUUAUAUAGUCCUGGAUAUCAUUAUAUCUGAUCUCAGAGAUUUGGACGACAACCACUGGUAUUGGUCGUUUGGUGGCAGUUAUGAACGUCGCAAAGAAUUGCACCCUAACUAGUAUAUUCAAACAGAAUGAAACUGUCAGUUUGUUUUGUGCAGUUGAUGCAGGCAUCGAGGUUAACAUUUCUUAAAUUUUAUCAUGAGCUGUUGUUACUAGUAACAAAAUUUAGUAAACGCACAUGGUGUUCUCUACUUGUCUUCUUUAUGGUGUUCUCUACUUCUCUUCAUUACGUGUAAUGUUCUAUAAAAUUUCUCUUUCUUUGAUAUCAAAGUGCAAAUAAACUAAACCGCAGUAA